AUGUUACAUACCGGAGAUGUAAGUCUUGGACAACCAUCCUCAAAACGUAUAAAGGAAGUCCGGCUGAAGAUGCUCAGAAACUCGGAUUCGUACGAAUUAUUUGCUCAAGCAUCUACCAUCACACCUCCAUCCAUAACCAUGUCAGACGAGUACGAAUCCACCUCCCAUUGCGCGUCUUGCGACGAGUACCUCUACGACGACGGAGAACGGUCAUUACUUUGCGUGUGCUCUACUUCGAAACCGCUGGCCACUACUACUGCGUCCCGCGAUAAAAUUUUCGAUUCUGCCGGUGGUCUUCAGGUUCACAUCGAUUACGCAGCGGUCCAUCCCAAUGACAGCGACGAAGGCGAAGAUGAGGAUGAGAAUGAUUAUAAAGAACGCGAAGAUGGUUGA
This is a messenger RNA of Marasmius oreades (fairy-ring Marasmius), 393 nucleotides long. RefSeq lists its product as uncharacterized. The transcript has 4 exons. The record is from RefSeq and is a predicted model, not a curated record. Lineage: Eukaryota; Fungi; Basidiomycota; Agaricomycetes; Agaricales; Marasmiaceae. The coding region runs from base 1 to 393 and encodes 130 amino acids.